AACAUUAGAAAGCGGUUAAAGGGAGCUGCGGGUCGCUGCAACAAGUGUAGUGGACUCUCUCCGGUCAUCUGCGGAGUUAUGUCCAGCCCCACCUUCACUGUCCUCCUGCUUUCAGGGUGCACUUAAAACGUGGCUCCGACACGUCUCUCUCCAACACUCAACUGCCAGUCUUAAUGCCCUACUGGAUUGAUUUCUAGACAGUUGCAGUAAACAAUAAUAUACACUUUGUCUUUAAAAUGAUCGCAUUAAACAUCAGAACAGCUAAGUCAGCGUUCUACAUUUGACCUAUGGAUUACUAAGAAGAAAAGUCACUUUGGGAAUGCUCCUCAUGCUUCACAUGGAUUAAUAAUGACCGCCCUUGAACUCUAGUGUGGCGGAAACCAUGAGUUUCCCUGUGGGCAUUUCUGCAUCCGGGAAGCAUUUCUUCCUCUCAGUGCAUUCCCUUGUGCUGAGAUUGCAUUUUACAGUGCUUUUUUUGUGCACCACGGCAUCCGCAUGCCCCAAGAGCUGCUUGUGCACAGAUAGGAAUGGCCUGGUGGUGGUUCAGUGUUCUUCCCGCAACCUUGAGACCAUCCCAUCCGAUCUACCGCAUGACACCGUCGCUCUGCUGCUCUCCUCCAAUCACAUCACUAAGAUCCCUGGCCAGGCUUUUAAACACCUCCCUCGCCUGCAGGAGCUUGAUUUGUCACGCAAUGCCAUUGACAGUGUGGACGGUAGCGCUUUUCAGGGCAUCUCGGAGACCCUGCGUAUGCUUAAUCUGUCCCACAACCGCCUGCGUGGAGUACCCAAGGAGGCCUUUGCACGGCUCCAUGCCAAGAUUGGCCUGGCCAACAACCCGUGGCACUGUGAAUGCACGCUACAGGAGGUGCUGCGUGAAUUAGAACUCGACCCUGAGACCGCCAGCGAGGUGAGCUGCCAUACAGCUGUGCAGGAUGAGUAUGCCAGCAAGCCCGUCAUUCAGGUCCUGGACUCUGGCAUCAACUUCUGCAAUGUUCAUCACAAGACGACAGACGUGGCCAUGUUUGUCACCAUGUUCGGCUGGUUCACCAUGGUGAUUGCUUAUGUCAUAUACUACGUGCGGCACAACCAAGAGGACGCCCGCAGGCACUUGGAGUAUCUCAAGUCUCUGCCAAGCAGUUCCCAGAUUAGCAAAGACUUGGAUACAAUCAGUACUGUUCUGUAGCGUCUGCAUCAAAGCCUUGGGUCAGGAAUGUAUUCAACUAAUGGGGCACAGCCAUGAUGGCGCAGCAGCAAGCCUUAAAGCUCAUCAUGAGCACUCCACAAACAAAUGCACAAUACUGUAUUCUUUAUUCAUUUCUAAAUAAGUAAAUCUUACAGCUCAAAAUGUAUGACUUUCAAUAGGCAGGUCAUGCUGAUAAAUUUUAGCAUUACUUGCAUUUUUAAGACUGUGGUUACAUAUUGGUUAGCAAUGACUAGCGCCGUGUUCCUACUUGGUAGGAACACAAGCAUGAUAUUAUGAAUUUCUGGGAAUUUUUCCCUCCAAGUAUAUGUUCAGUAAUAUUAGUAUGUUCUUUUGUGGCUCUUACAGAAAAGCUCUGCAGAGCUAAAUCCUCCUACCCUCUAUUUCCCAGCAGGUGCAUAAUUUCUCAUAUUAUGUCAGUUCAUUUGUCCAUUUAUGUGUUAAUAUAGAGAAAGUAGGAGAGAACCAGAGAUUGGCAGGCCUUAUUUCCAAUAUAUUUAUUAUAGUGCAGCAUAUGAAACUCAGGAAAAGCAACUGAAUAUAGGGACUAACAUCACUGCCAACUAAUGUUCAUUAAAGCUCUGCCUUGUAUUUUAUCAAUGGCAGCUCAUCCAUUAGGGGCAGGUGGAACGGAUCCCUAUCAUAUAUCUGCCGUUCAACAAAUGUUAAUCUUCAUUAAGUCCCCAUUCACAACUUUAUACAUUUUAAAUUCCAUUGAAAUAGUAAUAACCUUUUUUGAGUGACCAAUAAUUUAAAAAAGGAAGAUAUCCGCUAUUUGAGAUAUAUGCCAAUGUUCCAUUGAUUUCCUCACAUUUCUAGAUGUUGUGCAAUCAUGGGGCAACAAUACACCUAGUGGUCAAAAACGGCAAUGGCAACAAUCACUAGAGGCCUAUUGUGGCAAGAGUCAUGCUGCCCCAUUCUUGGGGGAAGAGCAGUGGACAGAACAGUUAACGACCUGGACCUGGAUCUUUUUUUUUUUUUUUUUUUUUUUUUUAAUAUAUAUUAGAUUGGGCUAAUUUAAGUGCCAGUCCCAAGCCCGGAUAAAAUUGGGGAGAGUUGCGUCAGAAAGGGCAUCCAGUGUGAAAACUGUGCCAAAAUCAAAUACGCCGACCAACAGUCUGCGGUGGCGACCCCUAACGGGAGCAGCCAAAAGAGGAACAACAAAUUGGGCUAAUUUAAAAUCUUCUCAGACUUUCUGCAAACAAAAGCUAGUGUAAGUGUAGACAGUGUAUAUAUGAUGUACAGAACCAUUUCUAGUCUAAGACGUAUUGCAAAGAUUGGGAAAGGGGGAUUGUCAAAAUGUGGUUCUCCCUUUUCCAGUGUGCUAGUUUCAGAUCUUUUGUGUGGUUUUUAAGAUGUAGCGUUGGGUUAAUUAUAUUAGCCACUGUGUGUGUGACAGGAAACACACCUGCAGCUGAAGAAUGGUACUUCUAAAACUGCUCAAAACAGGCUGCUAGACUGUAUGCUGGAUGACUGUAUGCUGUCAACUGUCUAUUACAGGGUUAUUUUUUAAAUUCACUAGAUAAUAGCCUACAGCAUAAAUCAACUGCAAUAGACUCAAACGAAAUGAAGUCAAGGCUAUCACAGUUGGCUAUAUCAUUAUUAAUGUCCUACCCAACAAAAUCUAUGGUCACAAGCCGCUGCUGUGUUUCAUUUUAUUAUUUUUUUGGCCGAGAUGUAACUGCCGAAGUGCCUAUGUGGUACCAUGAUACCUAAACACUGUGCUUUGGUUGGGUUAUUCAGCCCCUCAUGGUCCCUCCGCCAUUGACAAGAGACCUUUAAUACUUAAUAGUUUUGUUUGUGUCAUAGCCAUAUAGGAUGUGUUUAAUGAGACAUAGAUGUGCUGUCACAUUGUUGCAGUGCUUGUAUGAAGUAUAUGUAAUUUGACCAUAAAGGGCUCCUUUAGUAAUGUGUUUCUCAGUGAAAGUACAUGUAUUUGUUUGUGCUCCACAGUGGUUGACAAGAUUUGUUAAUAAUUAUGUCAAAACACAAUAACCUUCGGCUGUCUAGCCCAUUAUACACGCCAGACCCUUAGAGCUCUCCGACACACUAAUAGCUCUAUAUCUCCGUCAGUUCAUCUAUGAAUCCAUUAUAUUCAGACACAUUAGUUUUAUGGUUAACAAAUAACUUUUGACACUUUGUAAUGAGUAGAAAUACAUAUCCGUGUUGUUUAUCUGGCAGCACAAAAAUGUUGCUUAUUCCAGCCAGACACAGAAAAUGCCACUAAGCAACUGAAUAUGCAUUUAAAAGUAACAUGUUUCCCAAAUUACGUCUCUUUCACAUGUAUGCUAAACAUUCCAUAAUGAUGUACUCUCAUCUAUUAAUUCUUGCAAUAAUAGUUCACAGUAUGAAAACACCUGUUAAAUGCAAACAUUAUACCCUUCUAUCUACAUUUAUUUUACUUUCAGAACUUUUCUUAACUGACUGACGGUCAUCUGAGAAUGUGUUUUUUGCAUUCACACCUCACUGGAUUGUGCUUGGCUCAUUUUCAGUUCUCUGACUCUAUGACAGCGAUGAUAGAUUUAUUUCAGUGAUAUGUUUGGAUAGCAGUUCCAAACAUUACUUUUGUUAAGUUUUUGAUGAGUGUUGUUCUUGAUGCUGUGUGUCCAAUUCAGGUCUGACUGAAUAUGUUUGACAAGCAAUUUUAAAUUCCACAACAAUACAUUGUUUAAUUCAACAUUUUACUGAUCUAAGCGAUAAUCCCAGCCUCUCAGACAGUUAGAUUUUACUGGGUAAUACGUAAUAUAAUGGCAGUGCUCACAAUGAUACACGAAACCUACAUAAGCACUUCUUGGCAAAUAACAGAACUAUAUGAACAUGAAUAAAGGCUUAUUCAAAAAGGAGUCAGCUAAGAGCUAUUUUUCUCAGUCACAUAACAGUCACAUAGUCACAUAACACCUGACUUUCAAGUGACAGAUUUUUGUUGUCAUUAGGUUGUAUCAUGACAACGCCUCACAUUUAAAUGUCAUGACAAAAUUCAGAUAAAUUAAUACUUAUUCAUUAUGAUGUGAUGUCAUUCUUCUAGUUUUUGAAAAAAAGUAUUUUUUUCUAUAUUUAGUAUAUUUGAUAAAACAUGUAACUACUUAAAUUCUCAGCUUAGCAUUCAGUUUAAACAUACAGGGUGUACCAAAAGUUUCCAUACAUAGGGGAAAUUAACACUUUUUUAGCAAAAUGUCUUCCAUACUUAGUUUAUUCAUAUUAUAUAUUUUUUUCAGAUAGACUUUAAGAAUGCCUUUGACAAAAGAAGAACUUAGUGAAAUCAUUCUCAUGCCUGGAUUGGGAAACUGUCGCAAGGUUGCAGUGGAAUUUUACAGGAAACAUGGCGAGCACGUCACACACAACACUGUUACCAAACUGGGAGUCAAAGUUGGAAGAGAUGACUCCAUACGUGUUUACAAAGAAAUCAUGUAGAGGAUGUUUUGUAAAUAAAGUUACAUUUUGCUAAAAAGUGUUUCCCCUAUGUACAGGACACCCUGUAGUAUUCAGGAACUGCUAAGAUUUAUUCUAUAACUACAGUACAACUAAUAGGAAUUGUAUGUAGUUACAUCAUAGAUGAAUUUGUUCAUAAGUUUGGACCUGCCAUCAUGCCCUAAGACUUAUAGGGAUUAAAGAUUAAAUAAAAUAUACAUUUAUUCAAACUAUGUUGUUACAGUGUAGUUACAUAAGAAAUAAAACACUUGGGGGCUUUCAAUCUUAAGGAACAUCUGCAAAAGAAAUUAGUUCCUGUAAUGAUUAAAACUAUAUGGCCAAAGGUGGACACCUGACCAUCACACUCAUAUGUGUCUGUUGAACAUCCCAUUCCAGAUUUAGUCCCCCUUUGCUGUUAUAAUAACCUCCACUCUUCUGGGAAGGCUUUCCACUAGAUUUUGGAGUGUGGCUGUGGGGAUUUGUGCUCAUUCAGCCACAAGAGCAUUAAUGAGGUCAGGCACUGAUGUUAGGUGAGGAGGCCUGGGGUGCAGUUGGAGUAACGGUUCAACCCGAAAGUGUUCAUGUCUUCAUGGAGCUUGCUUUGUGCACAGGAGCAUUGUCAUGCUGGAACAGGUUUGGGCUGCUUAGUUCUAGUGAAGGGAAAUUGUAAUGCUACAGCACACAAAGACAUCCAAUACAAUCGGUUUGUGGGAACAGUUUGUGGAAGGUCCACAUAUGGGUGUGAGGUCAGGUGUCCACAAACCUUUGGCCAUAUAAUGUAUGUUAGAGCAGCUAUAAACAGUUGUUCCCUCAUCAGCACCUCUUCUUUCUCUCUCUCUUUGAGUUAUUGAGACAAAAAAAAAUGCAGAUUGCAAAACCCUCUAUCCUGAAGACUUUCCCAUGUCAGAGAACAUCAAGGAACAACUUUAACUCAGACUGUUACAAAUUGCUAAGACUGGGCAACUUUUAUAUACAUGCACAGUAAAUGUCUCCUCAAAGAAAACUUCACUAUAUGAACAAUUACAGAUAUUUUUUAAAAAUGUGUUAAGGUGGAACUGCCACCAUACAAGUCCCUGUGUAAAUUUUGAUAGAAAUAUUACAGUAUAUUUAAUUUUAUUAAAACAAGUGCAUUAAUAUAAAACUGGGAUUUACUAUUGUCAGAGCUGCUGUUAUAGAACAUUAAUUAAUACCUUCUGCCCAAUCAGAUUUGAGAAUUCAACAGUAAUGUGGUAUAAGUAUUGAUAAAAACCUUAUCCACAAAAAUUUCAAACAAAUUUUACCAAAGGGCCAAAGUCAUCCAUAACUAUUUUGUGAAAAACCUUCACUAUUUAACAGUGGUACAUCAUUUCAGAGUUUCAUAACUAUGUUUCCACAAAGUGUGAAUUUCAGAUGAUUCUAAACAUGUUCAUUUUGCCACAGAAUCUCACUUGGCAGGUUCUGAAACAUCAUCGCCAUUAUCAGACUCUGACAAACAAGAAGUACACUGCGUUACAAAAUGAGUCAUGACAUAGACACGUCAUCGUACCACAAAGUCUCAUAACGGAAUCUUAUGUUAACAAAGCUGGAUAUUAAAACUGAUGAAAACAGUCUUUACGACAGCUGAUGCCUGUUGAUAUGAAGGCUUAUAUUAGUUGUCAUUAAGGGCUUAUGUAGGUGACAUGUAGGCCAUUGAACAGAACCCAUGAGUAAAGUGAUAACUUAUGUUGGUACUUGGAUGUUUGUCAUGGCCUCCUUGGAAUUUUUUUUACUAUAAUAAAUUAGGUAGAAAUGAAAUUGUAUUAAAUUAUAAAACAAGUUUAUAAAUUUAUAUGUUUGUGCAAGUAUGUGUCCAAUAUGUAUAACAUAAUAUUGUUAUCACUGAUUAUGUCUGUGCUUAUUUAUGUGUUUAAUUCCAUAUUAGAUUAUCUGUUAGUCUUUACAUUGUUGUUAAUGACAUUUUAUGGUUUGCUGUUUCUGUGGAAAAGAAGUCAAUUAAAUUUUUUUGGGGAAAAAAAC
Molecule: messenger RNA, 6604 nt
Organism: Pangasianodon hypophthalmus (striped catfish)
Lineage: Eukaryota; Metazoa; Chordata; Actinopteri; Siluriformes; Pangasiidae
Gene: lrrc3
Product: leucine rich repeat containing 3
Exons: 2
Coding region: 383-1183 (266 amino acids)
Molecular function (GO): protein binding
Source: RefSeq, a predicted model, not a curated record